Molecule: messenger RNA, 324 nt
Organism: Lactuca saligna
Lineage: Eukaryota; Viridiplantae; Streptophyta; Magnoliopsida; Asterales; Asteraceae
Source: the annotation of a GenBank genome assembly
AUGAACCCUAGCCCCGUAUUUUACAAAGGAAAAGAUGAGAAUGUCAUCUUCUUCAUCUGUUCCAACAGGGUUGUAAAGAAGGAUUCGAGUAAGGAUUGCAAAUUAUUUGAUUGGGUGGAUCCUCCACUCCCUAAUCAGUGGUACAAGGACUUGCUCUUACAAUUUCACAAUGGGUGGAAUGGAGAUGUUGUAGAGCAAAUGGAAAAAGCAGUAGUAGAAGUUGUUCCAGCUCAAGUGCAAGGUGUAGGUGGUGUUGUUGCAGUGUGUGACAACCCCAAAUUUUCAUUCGGUCAAAUCCUAGAAGUCAAGCACUUCUUAUUAUGA